This is a messenger RNA of Podarcis muralis (Common wall lizard), 1367 nucleotides long. It is a transcript of the gene CAMK2N1, whose product is annotated as calcium/calmodulin dependent protein kinase II inhibitor 1. Gene Ontology annotation, biological process: negative regulation of protein kinase activity. Lineage: Eukaryota; Metazoa; Chordata; Lepidosauria; Squamata; Lacertidae. Gene Ontology annotation, molecular function: calcium-dependent protein kinase inhibitor activity; protein kinase binding. The record is from RefSeq and is a predicted model, not a curated record.
AUGGGCUGUAAGAUCAACGCCGUUGCAAAAGACGUGCCAGCAGCUGGUCCGAGAUGAACACGCGAGAUAAGGAGAGCGCAGGAAUUUUCCGACGCGCUUUCUUAGAGACACGGAUGAGCGCAAGGAGACACGGCUGAGAGAAGAGUGAGACACUUUCCAAGCUGCAUGCAUCUCUCUCUCUCUCUCCCUUCCUCCUCCCUCUCUGACGCUGUAGCUUUUCCAGGGAUCUCUGCCUUUUUCCUCCUCCCCUCCCUCCCUCCCCUCCCUCUCCUGUCUCUUCCUCGCUGGGUUUUGCCUGCCAGUCUGCUGAGCACCUUCCCUGCGCACCUUCCCCAGCCGCGAGCGCGCAAGCCCCAGGCAAAAACAGGCUAGGCAAGGAGCCACAUCCUAGCCGGGCAGCCCCCCAGGAGCCUCCCGCCCCCCCCUUGCGCCUGAUCCUACUUCUGCCACCAGCCGCACCCCGGAGACGACCCCUGCGGACCUGCCCGAGGGACUUCGCCCUCCCGGAGCUGCUACUUGCCGCCGCUGCAGUCUCGCCCGCCUGCCUGCCUCGCUCUCCCGGGAGCUGCCUCGGUGGAAGCGACGAUGUCGGAGGUGCUGCCUUACAGCGAGGAGAAGAUCGGGCCCUACGGGGACGGCGGCGAGGUGGGGCAGAUCUCCUUCACCUGCCGCCUGCAGGACACCAACAACUUCUACGCGGGGGGGCAGACCAAGCGGCCCCCCAAGCUGGGGCAGAUCGGCAGGAGCAAAUGCGUUGUCAUUGAAGACGACAGAAUUGAUGAUGUCCUCAAAAACAUUUCAGAGAAACCACCUCCGGGAGUUUAAAUCUUUCCACAGAGACACUGAGUGAAAAGGAGGGGGAAGAAAAUGAUUGACCUUUUAUUAUUGGGUAAAAAACAAAACAAAAAAAGGCAAGCAAACUAAUAGCACUUUGAAGUUAUUCCUCGCUAUCCUGUGACCCAUCUUGCGAAAUCCUUAGGAGCAGGCUCAGAGGCAGACGGUGUGAGAUGAGGAAAGCAGUUUUACUCAUGUGUGAAAAGAUAAAAAUAAAAAAUAAAAAAAUCCAAGCCCAACUAGAUUCCAGGAACUGCAAAAUGCAAACCGUACAAAUUGAAAUGUACGAAGAAGAGCUCAGUUGUCUAAAUUAAGACUGGUGCUCCCCUUUUUUCCCCUCUGGAUGAUGAGUAAUUGGGAAUUUGGAUUUUUAAAAGUCCCUUAAACAUACAGAACAGAAAAAAGGCAGGGAAUCUAGCAGUGUUUUCUUGGAAAUCUUGGGAAGUGUCACUGUUUAUACUUGUUCUGAACAAGCACUUGUUUACAUGGUAAAAUCUUGCAAAAACAAUUCCAUACAUUUCCAUACAAUAUGC